AUUUUUUUUAGCUUCAUUUUCCCCCUAACACUGUGACACGAUAACUCUCUCUCUCUCUCUCUCUCUCUCUCUCGCUCAAUUUCGGUCUCUUUCUUUGCCGUUUUCUGUUACCGGCGAGAAGCUCUAAGGCUGUGAAUGUGAUCAAGUAGCAGCUAUAUAUAUAUAUCUAUAUAAAUUCAUCUGAAAGGCUCUUCGUCACUUUUAUUUCACUUUUAAUUUGAUAUAUAAAUUUGCAUCUGAACAAGUUCUUGAGCAACAAACGAAAACCAAGAAAACAACUGGUGAAGUUUUUCUCUUCUUUGACUAUCACUACCUGCUCCUGCUUUUAAUCAUUACUAGGUAAGAAAUAGUUUGGCGGUUCCACCAACUCGUUCUCUCUUCCUCCGAGACCCAAAUAUGCAGGCCAGUGAUAGGUUCAAUAUCAAUUCCCAGCUUGAACAUCUACAAGCUAAAUAUGUUGGUACUGGCCAUGCCGACUUGAACAGAUUUGAAUGGGCUGUGAACAUUCAACGUGAUAGCUAUGCAUCCUAUGUUGGACAUUACCCACUUCUGGCCUACUUUGCUAUUGCUGAAAAUGAAUCCAUUGGAAGAGAACGCUACAACUUUAUGCAGAAAAUGCUUUUGCCAUGUGGGCUUCCACCCGAAAGAGAGGACGACUGAGAAAUCAAGCUAAAACAGUUCAAUCUCAGGUCUUCUUCGUGCUUUGCGGUUUCCAUUUUCAUUUCCAUAUGGGAUGUCAAUAUAUCUAUCUGUUGCACUGAAGCAAUGCUUAUAUAUGACAUUAAAUAGGAAAUUGAAUGCUGAGAUUGGUUUCUUGUUUGUGAAUUUCUUAUCAUUAGUUUAAGUAAGUCAAGAAUUAAUUUUGGAUUUUAUGUGUUUGGGAUGGAUUUUGUUUCGUCUCUUCUCUUGUUCUUCAUAUUGGAAGUAAAAACUGUUCACUUUUGGUGUAGAACUAAUAUCAUUACCAAUGAGCUAAUGAGUAGAAAAUAUCAUCAUUAACAAGCA
This is a messenger RNA of Cannabis sativa, 1005 nucleotides long. RefSeq lists its product as uncharacterized. Gene Ontology annotation, biological process: mRNA splicing, via spliceosome. Lineage: Eukaryota; Viridiplantae; Streptophyta; Magnoliopsida; Rosales; Cannabaceae. Bases 397 to 660 code for a protein of 87 amino acids. Gene Ontology annotation, cellular component: precatalytic spliceosome; U2 snRNP. The record is from RefSeq and is a predicted model, not a curated record. The transcript is spliced from 4 exons.